CACCACCUGCCAUGUCAAUGACAUCAAUUACUGUAAAUAAUUACAUCUUUUAUUUUACACUCUUUUUAUCGCCCAACAUUUAAUUGCUGGCCAAAGUAGAUAAUUUAAUUUCGCUAAAAGUAAUCAAUUUUUUCGCCUUUUCCCUCCUACUUCCAGGCUUAGAACGGAUCGCUGAGGAGUUGAUGGAACGCAUGAAAUGGAAGCAAUACCAAGAGCCAUUAACUACGCGCGCCCAUACAAAUCACACAGCCGUACAAUCGCCUGCCGAGACAGCAGCCACAGCCGACUUACCACCAGCAACCGCUGCCACCAGUUCAGCAGCGACCUCAGUAGCAAUCCCAGAAAUCCCAGUAGCACCACAACAGCAGCAGACAGCAGCCACCGAGCACAGUUCAAAGAUAACCGAUCGGCAGCAGCAUCACAGCCCCAGCGUUCAGUGUGUAGAGGAAGAGACGAAGAAAACUUCAUUUUCACCGCAACGAUCGGCAGUGAUCAACGAUCUCGCCGACGUCAAGUGUGCAGCGAAUCAAGCGCUAAGCGGCAAGAGCAACGGCAUUGCAACGGACAGCAACAACAGCACGAGCCAACACGAGCUAUCACAAGAACGCAUAGUCGAAGGUCAACAACCACAACAACAAUACAAAGGAAAUACGCAUCAAACCAAUUGCGUGGAAGAUUCCAUUAAGGGUAAGGAGGGAUCGGAAGAGAAGCAGAAGGUGCAAGCUGUUACAGACAACACGACAACAUCACAUAAUCACAAACAACUUCACCACAACAACAGUAAUAGUUUAGUGUUAAAUAAUAACUUUAACAACACAUCAGCAUCUACAACAAAAGUAACAAAUUCAUCACACGAAAUUACGUCAAUAAACAUCACAAGCGAUAUCGACUUGUCAACUACAUCACCACCGUCAAAACAUCCUCCUCAACCAGCAGCAGCAGCAGCUAAGGCGCACAGCGUGCACACCGUUCAACCGGUCGAUUGGAAACCGAAUGAGAAGUGUUAUUUUUGUGUGGACGGCAGAUUACUCACGGUGAACGCGAAGGGCGAAUUAGUAGCCGAGCCGGCGGGCCCUCUAGUGUCCGCCGUCGGCGGCGAUCCAGUGGAACACGGUCAAAGGCUUGAGACCGAUAGCGAUUCCAAUGAAUCAUCCCAUGUGAACUCAUUAAACAGUACAACAACAACAACAACAAGAACAGCAGCAGCAACUGGAGCUAUAGUUAACCCCCUCACACAUACCAAUACAAAUAACAGUACCAGCAACAAUACCAACAGUAACAGCAACAACCACUACAACAAUAACAACAAUCGCAUCAACUGGAACAAAUUGCUGACGACACGUUUGGUCGACUUGCCGGCGAACAUGACUUCAAUGGACUCAAUGGCCGCACAAUUAGCAGUCAUUUCUGGUUACCCAAAUUUCAAUUGGCUACAAUUGAUGCAACAACAGCAGCAACAACAACAACAGCCGCAUUCAACACCUACCACGCAGCAACAGCAACAAGAACAGACACAUCCACAACAACAGCAGGAGCAGCGACAGCAGCAACAACAACAACAACAGCCUCCAACAAAUUCGGCGACACCAACUACCUCAGAGACAUCGGCCGCCGCUGUUAGUCCACCACUCAAGGAUUCGCCCAGUCCCAGUGAUGCCACCGGCGAACAACCAUUAGAUCUUAGUUCCAAGCCAUCGCCAAAUUCAUCAAUUAGCGGCGAUUUGAAAACAGUACGUACCAAAACGAUGCGUACGACGCCCGUAAUCUCUUCACGCCGCCCCUACACCGAUGAUGCUCUUAGCAGCGUGGUACAGGACAUACUCAGUGGCAAAUAUAGUGCACGAAAACAGCCAGAUCAAUACACCAACAAUUCAAGUGUGAGUCCCGCACGCGUGAGAUCGAGUCGACCCAUGAUGAGUGGCAGCAAGCGCAGCAAUGCCCACCUGGCGAGCGCGCUCUUGCAGGGCGUGGAUGUGGACAAGGACCUGUCUGGUGAUGAAUACAUGAGUACAGGAGAUGGCGCAACAGGAGGCGGUCAUGGUAGUAAUGCCUCCACGCCACAACCAGAACCCGCCGUGCCCUCUGCGCUGGAAGAGCUCGCUGCUCGUCUCAGUGCGACGCAUUCCCUACGAAAAUUUUGUGUAAAUAACGGCGCAGGCAGUGAUUUGGCACGUCGCGAUGGCGCUAAUGAUGCCUCAAACUGCACGGACUUAUCACCAAAGGGCAGCGCGUUAUGUGACGCAGGCACCCCCUCAAGCAGCGCUACGCCGCAGCCACAGCAAUCACCACCCGCCACUGGGUUGGACACUACAUUUGCGAUUUUGCAGGCAUUCCUUUUUACACUCACCAGUUUUGGAGCUUUGCAGCAGCGUGCAGAUCAGCCAAUUACAUUGCGUGAUCUGGUGGAUAAUUUGAAGGAUAUGCUGGAUACCGCGGGUGAUUUGAAUGUAGCAGGGCUUUUCAAUAAUGGUAAACCUAACAUCUUGGAUCAGCCGCUGUUGGCACAAAAGUUGCAGCAACAGACGUCUGCGUAUACGACGCAACGCUUGCCUAAAUCAGACACGCCAGAGACAACUAGUUCUAUGGACAACCAUGAGCCGAUGGCUGACGAACUUGCUGCGUCGAUUCUCAAGAUUCCGUCCUACAAACCAGUGGCAGGCACACCCACUCCCACAUCGGGUUCAGCACGCGCCUCGUGCUCACCGUCUUUGCUAUGCAACAAUUCCACCGCCAACUCAAUGCCAAAUCCCAAUGGCGAUAGUCCGCAUUCCGCACCCUCACCACGCAUCGCCAACUCAAUGUUGGCUGCUGCUGUGGCGGCCGCGAGCAACAAUGGCACCUCCUCCUCCGUCGGUCGGCAGAGCAAUGAUCUUGCAGUCAUCUCGCCACCCUUAAUGCAACACCGCCAAUCACCACCGUCGUUCAGCUUUCGUGAUGUAAUCGCGCGUGGUAUACACCGCACCAUGAAUGAGCAAGCCAACCAGGAGGCGCAUGCGGCGGCAGCUGCUGUGGCUGCAGCUUCAGCACCCAUGUUGGGCUUGUGUCUGGAUAUGGAGCGUCCAACUAAUAACAACAGCGUUGGUGGCACGGAUCACAAAAAGCCAACCAUAUCGGUGGUAAAGAAUAUUGGUGGAACCGACACAACCCGUUUUGGCGCCGCCCCUAAUGUGCUGGAUGGUUCCGCUGGUGCUGGCGUGCCUGGCGGCAGUGCAAGUUCGCAUAACUCCCACGGCUAUCAUCAUCAAGCGCAUAUGCAUAGUACCCAUCACCACCUUGCACAUCACCUUAGUCGUCAAGAAGCAGCAGCACUAGCCGCCGGCAAAGGCACACGACCCAAGCGUGGUAAGUACCGCAACUAUGACCGAGAUAGUUUGAUUGAGGCGGUGCGUGCGGUACAGCGUGGUGAGAUGUCAGUUCAUCGGGCGGGCAGCUACUUUGGUGUGCCACACUCCACACUCGAGUACAAAGUUAAAGAGCGACAUCUCAUGCGACCACGCAAGCGUGAACCUAAACCACAACCCGGUCUAGAUGGCAGCUCAACUUCGAGCAAAACCAACUCUAACAUUCCCGGGCAUCACAAUAAUCUAAAUAAAAUGAAAUUAGGUGGCGCCGGCGGCAGUGGCUCCAACUCUAAACUCAGCGAAACACUUAAAGGCAGUAACAACUCAGCAUCUGCUGCAUUUCCCGCUGCCGCUCCGAACGGCAUGAAAUUGCCCAUCUUCGAUCCCAUCCAAUACCCGGCACACCUCUUUUGGAAUCAUUCGCCGGCGGUGGCCUUCAGUCAAAUGCAAAUGGAACUCAACCGGAAUGCAGUAGCAGCCCAAAGUGCCAGUGCUGUCAAUGCGGCCCAGCGCUACACUGAGGAAGCUCUUCGUGGCAGUGGCGGCGGUUCGGCGGGCACACCGUCAAAUGCCAACAGCCCCAGUCCUAUCGCCAGUCCGCUGUCUGCUGUGGCCGGUCACACACUCAAUAUGAAGAGCGCGCGCGAACUUGCCGAAAAUUUGUACGAAAGCGGUGGCGCCAAUGGUUCCUCAAUACUCGACGGCAUCAUACGAAAAACACUCGAUCGCAAAAGCACCGAUGUUUGCCCGCCCGCCAGCGCCAGCCCCGGUGGCGCGUUGCUUGAUCAGCUGUUGGUAAAGAAAAGUACGCUGCCACCAUACGUGAGCAACAACACCGGCAGUGGCGACCAUCACAUGUCAGCCGCGGUGAUGAACAGCUUGCGUGCUAAGCGUCCCGGCAGUCCACUGAACUACACGGAGAUCAAACGCGAACGUGGCAGUCCGCAACAAAGCAGUGGCGACGACGACGACGAUGACGACGCCUCACGCAGCGGCAACGAGGAAAGUAGUUAUGAGCACAAUAACAACAACAAUAACAAGAGUAGUUACAGCGGCAAUCACGAGCUACAGCUGCAGCCGCAUUCACAUCAACACCAGCACUUACACCACCAACAGCGCAGUCGAAGCCGCAGUCGUCUAACCUCACACGACUCCGCUGAAACCGACACCAACAGCAUACCCAGCGAACUCAUGUCGAAUCACACGAGUGCCAACAAAUCCGUGAUCGAUCUCAAUGGCAAUGGCAGUAGCGCGGCUGUGGGUAUGAGUGGCAUGGUGCCGAAAGCGGAACCACUGAUUGAAUUGGCACAUACGGCACCUACGCUGGGCGGCACAUCAAUACUCCAAGAGAAGUUGGCGCAAAUCAAAGCAGAGCAAGAAAAUGAGGAGAAUUUAUAGGGGUGAAUAAGCUGGCAAUACGACGUGGCAGAGAGAGGCGAGUAUUAGCAAAUGCGGCGAAGAGGAGCUUUGGGCUCAGCCGAUGGAAAUGGAAUCCAUCAUAUGAAAGGGCAAAUCUAAAGGCGCAACAGGACAAAGUGGACCUGCAGGCAUGGAACGCUAUACAAACAAACAAAAAAAAAACAAUAAAGCUGUUGGGCAAAGGAAGGCGAUAUAAAUGAUCUGCGAUCAAAUGUCGCCGAUUGAUUGUCGGUUAUCGGUUAUCGGUAAUCGAUUCAUAAGAAAUGUUUUAGUCAAAAUUUAAGUGAGGGAAUCUAAUUAAGCUCUUAGUGUACUUCUUACAUGGAAACACACACAUGCAAACAGACACAUAUACAUUCAAUUAGUAUAUACAAACAAAUAGUAUAUAAUAUGGUAAUAUAUAUAUAUAUAUAGAUAUAUAUAUAUAAUAUAUAUAUAUAGAAGAUAGGCAUACACACAUACACACACAAAACAAUAAUAAUAAAGAGGAAGAAGAAGAACGACGACAUCCGACGGCAUGUUUAUGAACAUUUGAAUAAAUAAACAACAAAUUUUAAUUAACACAUACAUACAUAUAUACGAUAUCUGUAAUACAUAUUGAUGUGUGCAUUUAACCAGAAAACGCAUGUAUGUAUUUAUUAUAAAUAUUAGAAAUUAAAAACAACAAAUCAAAGUGAAGCGUAGGCAAGAUGAAGUGGAAAACCAACAAAAAAAAACAACAAAAACAAACUGCAGCAAAUAACAGUUAAGAGGAAUGACAUAUGUAACAAAAUAAAUAGUAAAUGAAAGAAAAAGAAAUCACAUAAAAAGUUAGAGCAAAAAAUUUAAUGAAAAAAAUUAAU
Messenger RNA from Ceratitis capitata (Mediterranean fruit fly), 5602 nucleotides. RefSeq names its product serine-rich adhesin for platelets (gene Eip93F). The record is from RefSeq and is a predicted model, not a curated record. Bases 183 to 4739 code for a protein of 1518 amino acids. Gene Ontology annotation, biological process: regulation of transcription by RNA polymerase II. Gene Ontology annotation, cellular component: nucleus. Gene Ontology annotation, molecular function: DNA binding. The transcript has 5 exons. Lineage: Eukaryota; Metazoa; Arthropoda; Insecta; Diptera; Tephritidae.